Acanthisitta chloris (rifleman) is the source of this 860-nucleotide messenger RNA. RefSeq names its product selenocysteine lyase (gene SCLY). The record is from RefSeq and is a predicted model, not a curated record. NCBI's taxonomy places the organism in Eukaryota, Metazoa, Chordata, Aves, Passeriformes, Acanthisittidae. The annotation marks the transcript as partial. The transcript has 8 exons.
AAACCACCUUCGUGCCUGUGUCCCCGCGGAGCGGGCGGGCAGAGCCGGACGAUGUCCUCGCCGCCAUCCGGCCCAGCACUUGCCUGGUUUCCAUCAUGUUGGCCAACAACGAGACAGGGGUCAUCAUGCCUCUCACGGAGCUGAGCCAGCGCGUCCGAGCCCUCAACCAGCGGAGAGCAGCGGAGGGGCUGCCCAGGGUCCUGGUGCACACGGAUGCGGCACAGAUGAUUGGCAAGGGGCGUGUGGAUGUGCAGGAGCUGGGGGUGGACUACCUCACUGUUGUGGGACACAAGUUCUACGGCCCACGCGUCGGCGCGCUCUACGUGAGCGGCCCCGGCACCUCCACCCCACUGCACCCCAUAUUCUUCGGAGGGGGCCAGGAGAGGAACUUCCGCCCGGGUACAGAGAACACCCCAAUGAUCGCUGGCCUUGGCCAGGCUGCAGAGUUAGUGAGCAAGAACUGGGAGGCCUAUGAGGCUCACAUGCGGGAUGUCCGGGAUUACCUGGAGGCCAGGCUGGAGGCCUCCUUUGGGAAGCAGAGGAUCCACUUCAACAGCCACUUCAAGGGUUCCAAGCGACUCUGCAACACCUCUAACUUCUCCAUCCUGGGACCAGACCUUCAAGGGUACAGGGUGCUGGCUCACUGCAAGGUGCUUCUCGCCAGCGUCGGGGCCGCCUGCCACUCUGAGAAGGGAGAUCGGCCCUCCUCGAUCCUGCUGAGCUGUGGGAUCCCCCACGACGUGGCACGGAACGCCUUGCGGCUGAGCGUGGGGCGAGACACCACCCGGGCGGACGUGGACCUGGUUGUGCAGGACCUCGUGCAGGCUGUGGCACAGCUGGAGCAGGGCCAAGCUUCAUAG